Enterobius vermicularis (human pinworm) is the source of this 1218-nucleotide messenger RNA. NCBI's taxonomy places the organism in Eukaryota, Metazoa, Nematoda, Chromadorea, Rhabditida, Oxyuridae. The record is from the annotation of a GenBank genome assembly.
AUGUCUUCUCGUUAUUUUCAAAACCCCUACCUGAACUCUUGGGAGGACAGUGCUAAAAAAGUGAGUGAUGAGUGGCUUAAAGAGGAAGCAAGCCGUAUAAGUGAAAAAAUCCUCCGUGCUAGCUUUACCGACUACGAUGCAUACACCGGAGCAUCCGGGUUGUGUUAUGGUCUCCUUAGGGUGGCGGAAUUGAUUCCAGAAGGAAGAGUGGGAUUCUUCAAUUAUUAUAAAAGAGUCUUGGAACCAUAUUUGAAAAGCGAAGUAGAAAAGAAGUUACACGGCCAUACGUCUAAAGUACAGUCUCGGUAUUUGUUGGGUUCACUGGGGUCUUUCGUUAUUGGGAUUCUUUGCGAAUACGCAAACGGCUCACCUAAUGAGGGGUACCUAAAACGUAUCAGAGACAUCGCAGAAGUAGUUCAGCAGGAUGGGUAUCAAGGGCAUGGUGACGAUGAAAUGCUAGUUGGAAGAGCUGGUUAUUUAGCUGCUAUUCUGACACUAAAGGAGGCACUUGGUGAAAAAUUUGACACAAGUUUUGUCGUACCAGUGAUCAAAAAAAUGAUACAGUCAGGCCGCAACUAUUCUCGAACUAAUUCAUCUCCUGCACCUUUAAUGUAUGAAUAUCACGGCAGGCAGUAUCUCGGAGCGGCUCACGGCUUAAUGGGUAUUGUACAAAUGUUGCUGAGCUUUUAUGAGUAUUUGGACGCUGAAGAAAGGAAAGACGUGAUCGAAACUUUGGACUGGAUAACCACUCUGCAGUUUCCUAAUGGUAAUUUUCCAAGCAACUGCGCGAAACUAAGUCAAAAACGCGACGGCGAUGAGCUUGUUCAGUGGUGUCACGGUGCUGCGGGGGCUGUCUUCUUGUUUAUCGUUGCAUAUUUGAAACUGAAGGACCAGAAGUACUUAGUGGUGGCGGAAAAGGCGAUAGAUGUACUGUGGAAGAAGGGAGUCCUUUAUAAAGGUCCAGGAAUCUGCCAUGGUGUUGCAGGGAAUGGAUACGCAUUCUUGUUGUAUUACCGACUCACGGGGCAAAAAAAAUAUCUUGAAUACGCACAGUGUUUCGCUCGCGUGUUUUGUGGGUCCUCCUUUCAGUCUGCAGCUAGGACGCCCGAUAGUCCAUUUAGCCUCUAUGAAGGGCUAGCUGGUUCACUUUGUUACCUUUGUGAUCUUGUUCAGAUUGAACGUGCUCAGUUUCCCCUUGUUCCAAUACAUUUUAAUUAG